AACAGUUUAUUCGGUUAUUGUUUUUAGAGACCGUAUCGCGGGGCGAUUAACUCAGGGGCACCAGUUGAGAUGCCCUUUAAAUACUUGCUGCAGUUAAAAAUCAUGACCAGUUCAACAUGGUUUCACCCGCGAAAAUGUUGUUGCAGUACCUGAUUUUUCUGUUCCUUAUGGACCACCGAAUCCAAGCCAAAGAUAGCUUUGUGAAACCCUCAGAUUUGGCUGAAUUUGUGGAUAGGAUCGGUCGCUUUCAUCGCCUUACUGCCAUCACCUUGGUGAACAGCCUCGGAUCGAUUGAUCCCAGCUAUUUGGAUGAACUGCAUCGCCUACUGAUGUGCAACAGCAGCAACCAUUUCCAUUUGGUGCCGCAAAUGACGGCCAGCGACCAGGAUUUAUCGCCUCUGCUCUUCAGUGCGCUCCAAGAUGAGGAAACGCUGUAUUUGGUCUUUGCCAGAGAUUCAAGCGACGCGGUGGUGCAGUUGCACGCAGAAAGAGCCAGGGGAAGGCGCUACUCGAAGACCAUUUUCCUGCUGAGAAAAAAGGAGUCCCUUCUGGAAGUAAAGUGUUUCUUCCAGCAUAUCUGGAAACUACAGUUCCGCUCCGCUUUGGUUGUGGUGGCUGCCCGGAAGUUUUACCAAAUGGAUCCAUAUCCUGACAUUAGAGUGAUUCACAUGCGACGACUAUCAUCUUAUGAUCCGCAUCAUCUGUUUCCGCCUCCUUCUAGAAGAAAUCUUCAAGGCUAUAGGUUGCGGCUUCCCGUUCAGAAGGACAUACCGAAUACCUUUUGGUAUCACAAUCGGAAAGAACAUUUUUGGAAACUAGAUGGCUCUGGCGGAAUUAUGAUCUACCAGUUUACGAAACUUAUGAAUUUGACCAUGGAUUUGUAUAGCUUGGAGGUAAAUGGGUCCACGCUGCUAAAUACGAAGGCUCUCGGGGAGCUGAUUGUGCGGGGUGAAGUGGAGCUGAGUCCGCAUUUGCACAACGUCCUGCAACCGAACCACCAGCUGGACUACUCCUAUCCCUCGCUGAUUUCAUCUCGCUGCUUUAUGAUCCCAUUGGACAAUGAAAUUUCAAGGAGCCUUUAUGUCGUCCUGCCGUUCAGUUAUCCGGUGUGGCUCUGCUUGCUGUUCACGCUGCUCGUGUUGGAGUUCGUGUUUGUGCGCCGUCUGAUGCCGGAUAUCCAACUGUGGUGGAUAGUGGGAGUGCCAGGAGCUGGUGGGGCCAGACGCGGGGACCUUAAACCUGGCAGGUGCAUGAUCGCCGCGCUGAUUGUUUUUGGAAUCUUUAUGGUUGUCCAGUCGUACAGCACCAAAAUCUCUUCUUUUCUGGCCGUAACUCUCACGAGCAGUCCAACCAGCAACUUGGAGGAGUUGUUCCGUCUGCCAAAUCGCAUUUUGGCGUUGCCCGGCGAUGUGGACGCAAUCGUCGGUUCCCUGGGUCAUGCAGAGCAGUUUGCCGCCAAGUUCAACCUCACAGAUCUCGAGACCUUUACCUCAAAGAGAAUCGCCAUGGAUCCGGAGUACAUAUAUCCAAUCAGCCACAAUCGCUGGAGGUUCUUCGACAUGCAGCAGCGAUUCCUUAAAAAGAAACGCUUCUUUUUCUCCAGUAUCUGUCAUGGCUCCUUUCCGUAUCAAUAUCAACUAAGGGUGGACUCCCACCUCAAGGAUGCCCUUCACCGCUUUCUGCUGCACACCAGCCAGGGCGGUCUGCAAAACCGUUGGCUGGAGACUUGCUUUCGAAGGGCCCAUCGCAUGGGCUAUCUCAGGGACUUCUCCACCUUGGCGGAGAUGGAGAAGAAUCUGCGGGUCCGACCGCUGGCCCUGAAUUUACUGGCGCCCGCCUUUAGUCUGUUUCUGUGCGGACUAGCGGGCAGUGGGAUCGCGUUCCUGGUGGAAAUCCGUAUGAGCUUCGGGUGCAGACGAAAGCCACUAAAGUCCACUAAUCGCAACCCAGGGGAUUAAUGCAUUCGAAGUAGCUCAUUCUAACCGAAAACUCUAGUCGAAAUAGAACCCAAUAUUAAGUCUAAUCUAAUUUUACGUACGAUUCACCUUAUUCCCCACCAUCCACCACCAAAAUCGCCACGAAUGAAACUCUAUCGGAUCUAACCAACGAAUCGAAAUUUGCAACCCAUCAUAUAUUUGCGUAUCCCAUCGAAUCCCAUCUAUCGGG
Drosophila ficusphila is the source of this 2166-nucleotide messenger RNA. RefSeq lists its product as uncharacterized. Lineage: Eukaryota; Metazoa; Arthropoda; Insecta; Diptera; Drosophilidae. The transcript has a single exon. The coding region runs from base 117 to 1958 and encodes 613 amino acids. The record is from RefSeq and is a predicted model, not a curated record.